Molecule: messenger RNA, 1456 nt
Organism: Sclerotinia trifoliorum
Lineage: Eukaryota; Fungi; Ascomycota; Leotiomycetes; Helotiales; Sclerotiniaceae
Source: the annotation of a GenBank genome assembly
AACCCCUGUCUUCACAGCUUCUUCCUAUGACGGAAUGAAAUCCGCUGUGACGAAAUUGAGUGGCGGAACGGUAACGUCGGUAUUUUGAAGAACAUCUACUUAUGGUAUUGCCAUCGGGAUUGCGAAUUCAUAGCGGGUAUUUUCCAUUUCUGUGUUGUAAAUAUAUAUAUUGCACUCCCUCUUAUAAAUCUUCCUCUACCUAUGCCAAUGUUAAUUAGAAGUUCAAGAUUCAGACAAGUGGGAUUAUUCAAGAGUUCAAUUCGGUGCGUAAGAUGGCUACCUACCCUCCCUACAUACUCACUUGCCCCGCCAAAUACUUACUAAUUCACACAUCAACAGCCUCCAACAGUCCCUCUAUUCCCCAAGCACAACCCCCAGCUCCAAACUCCACACCACCUCACCCACCAUGUCCUCCACAGCCCAACAACGCGCCGACGCCGAAAAGCUCAUAAACCGCAACCCGCACCGCGAUUUCAAAUCCGUGGAAGCCAGCCGCUCACCCUGGGACCACAGCAAAUCCUGGACCGUCACCCAAACAGUAUCACCCUCAUGGAAACUCGGCUCGGGCGCCAACGACGACGGCUCCUCAUUACAAAUCCCACACAUUGAAAUCGAUCCUUACGAAGAAGGACGUCCCGCAGUAUACAACUACAAGCUCCUCAUCUCAUCGAUCAUCCCGCGUCCGAUUGGUUUCGUGAGUACGCGCAGUGCGGACGGAACAUCGACGAAUCUGGCUCCGUUUUCUUACUUCAAUAUGAUUAAUCACGAUCCUCCACUUUUUGUCCUGGGAUAUGCGGGGGGUUUGGAUAAUGCGAAGGAUUCGUUGAGGAAUUUGAAGGAGACGGGUGAAUGUACUAUUAAUAUUAUCUCGGAGCAUUUUCUCGAGGCGGCGAAUGCAACGAGUAUUAAUGCGCCGUAUGGAGAGUCGGAGUGGGCGUUUAGUGGCUUGACUCCUGCGCCGUGUACGACGGUUAAGGCGAGUAGAGUCCAAGAAGCACAUUUUAGUGUGGAGGGAAAGGUGGAGAGUUUGAAGGAAUUUGAGAGUAGAGCGACGCCUGGGAAGAAGACGGGGGUUUUGGCUGUUAUUGAGGGGACGAGAUUUUGGGUCAGGGAAAAUGCUAUUAAUGAGGAGAAGAAUAUUGUCGAUCCUGCGGUUCUGAAACCAAUCUCUAGAUUGGGAGGUAUUACUUAUGGGAGGACGACAGAGGGAGUAGAGCUUCCGAGACCGGAUUAUGAGACUGUGGUUGAGAAGGAUGAGGAGGCGAAGAAGUUGGUGAAGGCUAAGCUUGAGAAUCAAUGAAGUGGUGAUACAUUGAUGUUGAUUGAGGGAGUUAUAGAGUUUUAGAUGGUUUUCAUGAAAACCUUAGAAUUUCAGAUGAGAUAGAAAAAGAUUGUAGAUAUAUAUCAGAGCUACUACUAUAUAUAAUACCACGUGCAAAUACAUAAACUAACCCAU